This is a messenger RNA of Seriola aureovittata, 5246 nucleotides long. RefSeq names its product WD repeat domain 6 (gene wdr6). Gene Ontology annotation, cellular component: cytoplasm. The coding region runs from base 418 to 4395 and encodes 1325 amino acids. NCBI's taxonomy places the organism in Eukaryota, Metazoa, Chordata, Actinopteri, Carangiformes, Carangidae. Gene Ontology annotation, molecular function: protein binding. The record is from RefSeq and is a predicted model, not a curated record. The transcript has 7 exons. Gene Ontology annotation, biological process: tRNA methylation.
UAAAGAAAUAGUGCUAUAUAUAAUACUAUAGUAAAGAAAUUAAAACAUAUUUUUGUAUUGAGAAAAAUGGCAACGACAGUUAAAGAAAUGAACCAGUAAACAAAGUGGCGAGACACGUUAAAAUUAAAUGUAUUAUUUACAGAAAAACUUGAAGGCAGCACAACUCAACGUUGGUCGGUAACGUCUGUCGUUCCCUCCAAUAGAAACACGGCCAGCCUUUUCUCUAACCAAUCAGCAGCGAGAAAGCCGGCGGUGCCGCCUGAUUGGUUUAAACUACGGAAGACAAAGCGGAAACACAUGUGUUCCAGGUUUCUGGUCGUGGAUGUGAAAUAAAGAUGAUUUCAUGAAGAUUAGAAACACGUUUCUUCAGUGUUUGAGUUGUUGUCUGUGAUCAUGAGCUGAGGUUUUGGAUCAGACAUGCAGACAGCGGCUCUGGUGGCUCCUGUCACGGCUCUGGAGUUCCUGCAGGAGGAGUUUCUCCUGACAGGUGAGGGUCCAGUCUUGACCGUGUACAGGCUUCAGCCUCACCCUGAGGCCGGCGCCUCACUGAGCGUGCUCCAACACCACAGAGUCCAUGGAAUAAGACCCAGAGGUCAGAGCUGCGCCACAGGGGCCGACAGGAAGAACAAACAUGCUCAGUCCCCAGGACGGAGCUCCACCACAGAGCCCAGCUCCUAUGACCUGGCAGUGUUUGGAGGAAAGGCAGUGAGGCUGGUGAGGCUCCAUGUGGGUCUCCAGGAUGAGGACCACCUGCACUUGGAGGUCCAGGGUCCCCUCGUGGAGUUAGGGGACUGGGCCCUGGAUGUCCGCUGGCUCUCUGGAGACAAACAGCCACUUCUGUGUGUGGCAGUGGCCCACAACAGUGCUCUUCUCCUGGACGUCAGUACAGGAGCUGCCCUGGUUCAGCGCUCCUGUCGGGAGGGGUGUCUGCUCUACUCUGCCCUCCUUCUAGUCCAUGAAUCUUGGGCGGAUGCUGUUGUAGUAGGAGGGACUGUUUUCAACCAGCUGGUUCUCUGGAAGCCUGGAGGAGGAGCAGGAGGAGGAGCAGGAGGAGGAGGAGGAGGAGGAGCAGGAGGAGGAGCAGGAGCAGGAGCAAGAGGAGGAGCAGGAGGAGGAGCAGGAGGAGGAGCAGGAGGAGGAGCAGGAGGAGGAGCAGGAGCAGGAGCAAGAGGAGGAGCAGGAGGAGGAGCAGGAGGGGGGAGUGACUCUGACUGUCCAGCUCCAGUGGAGCGGCGUCUGCUGGGACACAGUGGGGUCAUCUUCAGCAUCUCUUACCUCCAGGAGAAAGGAUGGCUGGCUUCAGCCUCUGAUGACCGCAGUGUGAGGGUGUGGGGGGUCGGUGCUUUAGGGGGUCCUGGGGGGGGGUGUGGGGACCAGAACCCGGCUUGUUUAAGGGUCCUGUAUGGACACCAGGCCAGGGUGUUCUCCGUGCGUCUCUCCCCGGGGAAAGUGUUCAGUGCCGGGGAAGAUGGGGCUUGUUUAGUCUGGGACUGGGCCGGAGGAGGGAAGGUGGUUCGGACGUUGAAGGGACACCGAGCAGGGGGGGUGCGGGCACUGGCAGUCGGCGAGGCAACAGGAGAUGAGGAGAGAUGGGUGGCCACAGGGGGGGCAGAUGGGGGGGUGAGGUUGUGGAGAGUGAAGGAGAGUGAGGGAAGGAAGGAGGAGACCGAGGAAGCAGUGACAGAGAAGAUAACUGACCUGAACUUCCCUGGGCUCAGUGCUCCUAAAGUGAUCUGUGGAGCAGCAGCAGAGGAUGGAGACAGCAGCUGGAGCCAGAGGAGGUUCGUGGUCUGUACUGACCAGGGGGAAGUCUAUCAGUACAGCGCAGGGCAGUGGGAGAUGGUGUGGCGAGGGACGUCUGAGUUUCAGUCCUACUGUGUGAUGGAAACAGUUUCCAUCAGAGCCACAGACUCAGCAGUCAGAGUUAGUUUGUGUGCUGUGGGAAACCUCAGCGGCUCCGUUCAGGUGUUUCCCGUCUCUCGGCCUCAGAGUGGGAUUCUCCUCUCAGCUGGAUCAGGGAAGAUCCACAGUCUGAUCUGGCAGGAGGGAGGAGGAGGUGUGUGUUUGUUGGCGUCAGGUGCUGAAGGACUCGUGUAUCGCUGGUGUGUGGAGGUCACAUCACAUGACUCCUUAACUCUCAGUGUAAAUCCUCUUCCUCCUUUCCUCCUUCCCCCUUCUGCCAAACGCUGGCUGCUGGCGGCGCUGUGCCUCCACUCCCGGCCGCAGGAGGCGCUGUGGGUCUGUGGGGACAGGAGGGGGUCUCUGCUUUUGUUUAAGGAAGUGGGAAAGAAGAAGAAGGGAGACGACGGUUUGUUGACGGGCAGGGAACGAAGUGAAGAGGAGGAAAAUGGAAGCGAUGGAGAUGGAAGAAGAAAGAUGGCGGAGCAGCGAGAGAGUGAAGACGUGCUGCGGCCACUGAGCUUCCUGUUCGGGGUUCAUGGGAAACAGGGAGUGACGUCGCUGAGUGAACACAGAGGACUGCUGUACAGCAGCGGCAGGGACGGCUGUGUCAGAGUCUUCAGAGUGGAACCUGAACAACCUGAAGAGAAGAGAGAGCGGCUGCAGGUUCUGAGAGUCCAGCGGGCCUGCAGAGGGAUGGAGUGGCUGGAGCGAGUUCUGAUUCUUGAAGAGGAGGAAGAGGAGGGCAGAGAGGAAGGUGACAACCAGGCCAGAGAAGCCAGGUUCGUCAUCGCUGGUUUCCACUCUGUCCACUUCGUGGUCUGGGACCCGGUGAGGCAGGAGAGGCUGCUGGCGGUGCCUUGUGGGGGGGGGCAUCGCUCCUGGAUCCUCUGGCCGUCCAGCAGAGGGGUGUGGCCUGGACACGGAGCUCUGGUCUUCAUCAAGCACAGGGCCGUCCUGGCUUCACAGCCCCCAGGAGAGGAACCGAGCCGGGCGGGGAGGGCGGGAAGGACCGGAGGGUGGGGCCUGAGAGAGGGCAUCCAUGGGAGGGGGGUAGGGUGUGUGUGCAGGCUGGGGAGGAUAGAGGGAGCUGGGAGUGAGAGAAGGGAGGAGUGGGGAGGAGGAGGGCAGUGGGAGGUGGUGGUUACUGGGGGGGAGGACACCAGUUUAACCAUCGUGGCCGUUCAUCCCGCCUCCGGCUGCGUCAGAGUCCUCUCAGUUAUCACCGACCACAUCUCCAGCGUCCGGACCGUCGCCUCGGUAACAGAGGGACACAGCGUUAACCAAUCGCAGUCUCUCUCCGCCCUGCUCGUGUCAGCCGGCGGCCGGGCUCAGCUGCAGUGUUACCGGCUGCUGAUUGGCUGGGACCAGCAGAGACUGGCCCCCUCCUGUCAGGUGAUCCAGGUGGCCGCUCACCGAUUGGACGAACAGUGGGAGAGGAAGCGGAACCGACACAAGACGGUGAAGAUGGAUCCAGAGACGAGGUACAUGUCUGUGGUGGUGUCGGGUCAAAGGUCAGACUCUGUUCUUCUGGCUCUGGGCUGCAGUGACGGAGCUGUCAGGUUGUUCUCGGUCAGUGAAGUCAGACGACACAUUGAUUUGUUGUGGGAGACGUUUCACCAUCAGCGCUGUGUGCUCAGCGUCGCCACCUGCAGCCUGGAGGACGGAACAGGAAACAGGUACCAGCUGCUGUUCAGCGCUGCCACAGAUGGGAAAAUUGCAGUGUGGGAUUUGAGUGACACCUCCUCCUCGACCGAUACUUCUCCACCAAUCCCCUGCCUCGACAUUCCCGCCCACCAGAGCGGCAUCAACUCAUUGGCUGUUUGGGCAGAGAAACUGGGACAACAAGGCGGCGGUUGCCUGGUAACUGUUGCUAGCGGAGGGGAUGAUGGGCAGCUGACAGUGUCCACAGUUAAGGUGCAUUACCCAGAGGAGGGGGGGGGCGGGGGCAGCAGAGGAUUCUCUGAGAAGCUCAUUUCUUCACAAAACCAGAUCCAACCUCCAGACCGGCUUCAGCUCCGCCUCCACGGCCACGCCCACAUCCCACUGGCCCACGCCGCCCCUCUGACCGCCCUGAGGCUGCUGACCCCCGGCCUCCUGGUCUCUACUUCUUCAGAUCAGAGGGUCUGUCUGUGGAGGGUCUGCAGUACCGCUGUCCGCCACAGAGAGACGCUGUGCUCCCACGUAGCAGACGCCGCAGGACUCGCAGUGUGGGAGGGGCAGAUGACGGACAGGGAGGAGGGAGACGAGAAGAGUAACACAGGAUCUGAGCAUGAGAAGGAGAUUGUGAUUCGGAGUCAGACCGGAUCAGAACCAGAGGGUCAGAGUCCAGAGCAGGAGACAGGAAGUCAAACAGAGACUGAGACGGGUUGUAAAGAGAGGACGGGAUGGGUGCUGGUCUGUGGUCAGGGUCUCCAGCUGCUGCGAGUCAGAGACACAGAGAGCGAAGAAGAGAAUCACAGAAUCAGAAAAUCUGACAUCAUUAAUCAUCUGUAAAAUCACAAGAUGCAGCUGCAUGAAGGAGGAAGAGCUUUUAAAUAAAUGAACUGAGUCAAGUUGUUUGUUCUCCAGCUUUAUUGUUAAGACAGGCAGGAACAUUAUAAAGAGACAGUAAACUCUUUAUAUUUGUCUCUGAAAAUAUAAAAAUAAUAACAAUAAUAAUAAUAAUAAUUGUAAUAUCCGCAGCUGGAAUUAUUCCAAAGUAAAUAAAAGUGGAAGCUGUGGAAGUGACUCAGGCUUCACACACAGGAAACAUUUGGAGCUCAUCAAGGAAAAAUAAAAUCCAUGGCUGUUUGAAGAGAACAUUAAAAGCAUCUCUGGUGUGUUGGAGCCAUCUGUGGCCUCCUUCAGGGAGAAGCUCCACGCUGCACAAAGAUGGCUCAAAUUACUGCAGUUAUUUUUAAUUAUGUCACAUCUCAGCCAGGAAAUAAAACCCUCUGACGUGAAGAGGGACUCUGAAGACGGCCGUCACCAGAUCUCUCCAGGAACCAAAGUCCAGCCAGAACUUGGGAGAUUCGAGGUUUAAAUGCAGUUUAUGGUUAAAAAUCUCCUUCAGCAACUGAUUCAACUGUUUUAUGGAAGAGCCGGUCCGAUCCCUGCGUCAGGGUGGAGAUAAGACGACACAUGAUGUUAUCAACACAUUAUAAACAUGAUGUUAUCAACACAUUAUAAACAUGAUGUUAUCAACACAUUAUAAACAUGAUGUUAUCAACACAUUAUAAACAUGAUGUUAUCAACACAUUAUAUACAUGAUGUGGUGGUUGGAGGAGACGAAUCUUUUUAUUUUUAUUUUUGGAUGUUUGAGAUGCUUCAUCUACUGAAAUAAGAAAAUAAAAUCAUCUGCUGGG